Chenopodium quinoa (quinoa) is the source of this 2018-nucleotide messenger RNA. RefSeq lists its product as uncharacterized. The coding region runs from base 239 to 1936 and encodes 565 amino acids. The record is from RefSeq and is a predicted model, not a curated record. Gene Ontology annotation, cellular component: plasma membrane; plasmodesma. The transcript has 9 exons. NCBI's taxonomy places the organism in Eukaryota, Viridiplantae, Streptophyta, Magnoliopsida, Caryophyllales, Amaranthaceae.
GAAAUCGAAAAAGGGCAUUUGAGUAAAACCAAAAAUUCUUUCUUGGUGGUGGGGUAGAUGUUUCCUCAAUCCUCACCCUCUAGUACUAACCUUGACACUAUCUAGUCACUAUCACUCCACACUUCACACUUCACACUUCACACUUCACACUUCUAUACUCUACUCUACUCUACUAUCCCUUUCCUCCAAUCCCAUUUGCUUCUCCUCUCACCAUUUCUCUGCUCAAAAAAUACUCAUAAUGCUAAACCACUGCACAAGUAGAAGUAGUAACAGUAGUAAAGUAGGCCCUUCAAUUCAUCUCCUACCUACAUCACUAUACUUGUACUUGUUCACUUUAGCACUUGUAGUUGUAGUUGCUACUCCCGCUUCACUUCCUCCUUCUCCAGGGUGGGAAAGUGAAGGAAAUAACACAAAUAAUGGGGGUGAAAGGGGAAUUUCGGAGGGGCCGAGUAUUGGUGGAGGAGUGGGAGAAGGGUACGGUGGUUACGGCGGUUACGGAGGAGAGAGUUCGUUGAUGACAUUGGCACCAAGAAGAACACAUAGAAAGGAUCCUUUAGAUGGUUUUAAGUAUUACACUGGUGGUUGGAAUAUUUCUGACCGCCAUUACUGGGCUUCUGUUAGAUACUCUGCUGCUCCGUUGUUCAUUAUCUCCUUAGUCUGGUUCUUUGUCUUUGGGCUGUGCUUGUUGAUCAUUUCUAUCUGUCACUGUUGUCGAAGGGAGCAGCGCAUUGGCUAUUCACGUAUAGCUUACAUUCUUUCACUCGUACUUCUUAUACUCUUCACACUUGCUGCAGUUGUUGGAUGUCUUGUUUUAUAUAAUGGACAAGCAAAGUUUCAUCAUAGUACUGUAUCAACUUUGGAAUAUCUUGUGAGUCAAGCUGAUAUAACCGAAUGGAAGCUCAACAAUGUGUCCAGUUAUCUUUCUUCGGCAAAGCAGAUAGGAAUUCAAAAUGUAUUCUUGCCUUCUAAUGUGCAAACUGACAUUGACGACAUAGACAUGAAAAUCACUGCUGCUUCUAGCUUCCUGGAUCACCAGUCAACUAACACUGCUGAUGACAUACGAGAAGUAUUAGAUUCUGUGAGGCUCGCGCUCAUCAUAGUUGCUGCCAUCAUGCUUUUCCUAGCAUUUCUCGGAUUCUUGUUCUCAAUGUUCGGUAUGCAAGUUCUUGUCUACACGCUUGUGGUUUUUGGAUGGAUUAUAUUGACCGGGACUCUUAUCUUGUGUGGUGUAUUCCUUCUGUUCCACAAUGUGGCCACGGAUACUUGUUUGGCAAUGCAUCAGUGGUCUUUGAACCCAACGGCUCAUACAGCAUUAGAUGAAGUACUUCCCUGUGUCGACCCUGCUACUUCACAAGAAACCUUAAAGCGAAGCAAGGAGGUUACAUCUCAGCUUGUGGACAUGGUUAACUCGGUCAUAUCCAAUGUCUCUAACAUCAAUUUUGGUGUGCAAUUCAAACCCUUUUACUAUAAUCAAUCUGGUCCUCUACUGCCAUUUCUUUGCAACCCAUUCACACAUGAUUUAAUGGACCGUCAAUGCUCUCGUGGUGAAGUUGAUUUGAACAAUGCUUCUCAGGCUUUGGGUAACUAUGUGUGUCAGGUUGAUCCAACUGGAAUAUGCACUACUACAGGCCGUUUAACACCGGCCAUGUAUAAUCAAAUGAUUUCCGCGGUGAAUGUGAGCUAUGGCUUGCACAACUAUGGUCCUGACCUUGUUGCAUUACAGGACUGCUCUUUUGUCAGGGAAACCUUCACAAGCAUAUACACCGAUCAUUGCCCUGGUCUUCGACGCUAUAGCAGAUGGGUGUAUGCAGGAUUGGUUUUGGUCUCAUUUGCAGUGAUGUUGUCCCUCAUUUUCUGGGUGAUUUAUGGUAGAGAACGUAAGCACAGGUUGUAUACCAAAAGGCGCUUAAGUGAAGGUAAUUACAAGAAAUCUUAAUGUGUAAAUUGAUUUCUAAUUCUUUCUGUAAUUCUGAAUACUAUUGCUAUUAAUGAACUUUAGAAUUUUAGCUUUGUCAUCA